Molecule: messenger RNA, 4569 nt
Organism: Phytophthora sojae
Lineage: Eukaryota; Oomycota; Peronosporomycetes; Peronosporales; Peronosporaceae
Exons: 1
Coding region: 1-4569 (1522 amino acids)
Molecular function (GO): GTP binding; GTPase activity
Source: RefSeq, a predicted model, not a curated record
AUGGGAGCCAUGGAGGUUGAGCCGGGCUUGGAGCUACGCAAAGUUACGACGGUGAAAAUGGAUCAGGCUGUAGCGAUUCUCGUGAAGGAAAGCAAGACCAUAGUACGUCGAGCGCAGUUCCCGCUACAACCAGAUUUCUUCGGGGAGGCAGCCGAUCAAUUUGAGGUCCGAUCAUUCCCACGCGCGUGCUCGCUGUGCGCAGUUCGAGCGAUCGACAGACGCGUUGCGUUCCUGUUCGGAGUUUGCGCAGGGCGUCUGGGCACUGUUGCCUUUUGCAGAUUCAACGAGGCCUUCACGAGCGUCGAGUUGACGCACAGCAUUGACAUGGAUACUUCGUUUGGCUUGGCGGGGCCCCUUGUGGAUAUUCUUCUGACAGAGCGCUCGUUGUGCGCUGUGGACGGCAACGGAGCUCUGCAGUCCUUUGACAUCCGGACCCGCCGCACCUCUAAGAAGGUGCCAUGUGAAGACAAGGACAAGAGCACGUGGAUUGGAGGUCUUCUAAGCUUCGCUGAUGAGCUUGUCGUAGGGCGUGCAAGAAUCGAUUCGAACCAGCAACUGUGCCUAAGCUCCAUCUCCAGCGAAGACCAUCGUGCGUUGCCUACUGCAGUUGUUGGAGCUGGUUUGACGUCGACGGAUCUUGCCGUUGGGACCAUUGACGACGUUCUCUACGUGGUCGACCCUCGCGAAGGAGUCAUUUACUCGUCGCAACUGAGAGUUACUGUUCGAAGUGAUGCCUAUCGCAUUGAGCGGUCUGGCAAUGCGGCGAAGAAUAGUCGCCAGGGGUGUCUACAAGCCGACAAGAGCUCGAAAGGCGCUGCUGUUCACUGGUUGCGGGUGUUCUACCACGUUUUCGAGAAGUUCCCAGUGCGAAGUCUUGUAGACAUGUCCAUGAACCCAGACGCGCCGUUCUCUCUAGAGUUGCAAGUUGUUGUCACUGACGGAGAGGCAAUGAACGGUGGUCGUGACGUAUGCGUGGAGUACUUCAACAACCUGAUGGUGGACCUGAAGCGGCUCAAUAAGCCGCUCUCUGGAUUGAAUCUAUCCAAGAAGCUGAAGUGCAUAUCGUCUGAAGAGACCGAGGAUCAAACUACUCUGGAGGUCAAGUCGGUUCGUCGUGCCUUGAUGGCGAUUGUUUCAUUCGUCCCUGUUCAGAUCUGCCGGGCAGAGGACAAUAUGCUAAAGCUGCUGCAAGAUGGCGAAGAUAGCAGAUCUUCUGCAAAGAGGGCAAGUACUGCGAGUUCUGAGGACGAUUCUGGUGAAAAUGGUGCAGAUGCGUCAGAGAUCGCCCAGUGGAUCCGCUUUGGACUACUGUCCCCACUCUUGGAGUCGUGGAAUGGGCGUUGCGUGGUGGUCACGUCGAUGGGGAAGCAGUCGACGGGGAAGAGCUACUUCCUGAACCACCUGGCAGGAACCUCAUUCGCCAUUUCAGGAUCGCGCUGUACGGACGGAGCGUGGAUGUCGCUGCGGUUUGUAUCUGCGAACGUCCUACUUGUCGUGCUAGACUUUGAGGGCCUGGGCUCCUUCGAGAGGUCCGAGCAAGAAGAUAUUUUCCUGUCGGUGCUGAAUGCUUCCGUGUCGUUGUUUACGGUGUUCCGCAUGGAGAGUCGAUUCGACAAGGACAUCGACGGUUUGUUCUCGCGUUUCCAGAAGGGCGUCCAGCUCAUCAAGAACGACCCGCGACUGUUUCGAGGGCUCUUGUACAUGAGCGUCAAGGACGUCAACAUCAACGAUCGACAGGGCGUGGUCGACGAGCUCGUAGCAAAGUUGGACACUAUCUUUGAGUCCAACAAGGACCAAAACUUUCUGACGGAGAUGUAUGCUGGGCAAUUGGAGAUCAACUGCUCGGCCCCGUUUGGCACGAUGGAUUAUUAUCAUUGCAUGGAGAAUGACGCGGCGAGGACUCUGUGCGAGAUCGUGUCUCCCUCUGACAGAGCUCCACCAGGCUUCGUGACUGGCAAGUCCUUCCUCGAUUGUCUGCGGAUUGUCCUAGCGAAGAUUUCGAUUCUGGACUGGACUAGUAUGGAUAAAUCCACCCAGAACUUGCUGGUAGCGGACGUGAAGCAGAAGCUCCCUGGGAUUCUUCGUACGGGCUGCCUCAUCUCGCUGCCUUUGGUUAGCGACAAGACCAUCCCUUUGCAUCUGAAGGAGGACGUUUUCCUGGUGGGAACCAGAAAGAAGCUGGUGGUCUCGAUUAAGGAGCUGUGUGAAGCGAACCCUGGGUUUGCGUCCAAGUGGACGGCACAGAACGAUAGCAUUCUGCUGGAUAGCAUCGCAGACGAAGCAAUUGAUCUGGGCUUUGACGUGACGGCAGUCCCAGCCAAGAAGGUGGUCGCAGUCCAGAAGACGAUCGCUAUGCUGUUCCAGUAUUUCUUAACACUGCUGGGUAGAACCUACGGAAGUUCGAGGCUGACGGUGGAGGACCAGAGCUGUUUUGAUUCCUUUGUGGCCUUUGUACUGCUCCGCCGCAAGCUGAAGGUUGAGCGCUGGCUGCGCGGGAUGCUUGGUGAGCACUUGUCGGAGGUACGUGCACAGCUGGAACAGCGCUAUGUAAACCCGCUUCCAGUUUAUCUGUCGCGGUGCCAGCACAAGUGCGCGCGGUGCCAGCUCGGAUGCAUGCACUCAGUCACGCACUCGCCAGCAAUUGAGCACAGCUGCUGCACGGAUCACAAGUGUCUUGGACGGUGCGAGUACGGCGAAUGCUGCGCGGACUCCGACUUGAUUGAGGCCCCGCCAUGCUCCCGAAGUGCCGGCCAUGAAGGCAAAUGCGAGUGUGAGAAGGGAGAGCACACGUGUGGACAGACGUGUGUGCUCGCUCACGCGUCCAACUGUGACAAAGCGUGCUCAAAGAGAGCCGAGCAUACUGGAGACCACCGCUGCUCCGUUCAAGUCCACGUUUGCGGAGCCAAGUGUUCUGCAGAUACCUGCAAUGCAACCUGCUUGCUCGACAUCCAGCGACAGCACUCGGUGCACAAGUGUGCGGAGGUGCAAUGUCUUCAUACCUGCUUGAUGGACGGAUGCAAGAACACGUGCGCCGAGAAGGACCAUUUCCAUGGACAAGGAGUGCAGUCACGAGCAUUUGCAGAGGAAAGUGGGUUGACAAGCGAAGGUGAUUCAAGUGAAGGCGUCGAGGACGAUGCAGCAGUCGCGCAUAUGUGUGCUGGAAACCACGCGUGUCCCGAGACGUGUCAGGUCGAUGGAAUUUGCGAGCACAAGGUUCAUCUGAAGAAGUCGGCUCGCACCUACACCGGCGCGCGUGGAUCGUUCGAGUACAUUUACCAGGAGAUGAACGGCUGCAAGAAGCACUGCGCGCUUGUGUUGGCUAGUGGUGAAAAGGACCACGAAGGGAGUGAUCAUUCCUGUCUCGCUCAAGCAGAAGGCAACGAUGAGAGUACAGUCCACUACUGUGACGUUCGGUGUCCAUCGUGCAGCUACUACUGCAACAAGCACUAUGGUCACAUGGGUCUGCACGCCACUUCUCACGGGAACAUGCGGCAGACGUACUUCAUGGCCAAGACGAACGAUAUCGACGUUGAGGACCGGAAGUACCAAGUGGGAGAGCGAGGAAUCGCCGAAAUGUGCAACUUGUUCUGCUCCAAGAUGGGUCGCGGCCACACGCACUACCUCUCCUGCGAGGGGAAAGGGGACGAGAAGUGCGUCUACACUGCGGACGCCAGCGAAGAUCAUCGCCGCCACUGCGUGGACAACCUGUUUCCGCCUCCAGACAGAGACAUGGAUGAACUCCUGCACGCUAAAUUCUGGUCGACUAUCGGAUGGGAGGACCCGUGCAACGAUGAGGAGCGCGCGGCCUUUGCCAAGUGUCCAUACCAAUGCAACGCACCUGAGCACGAAGGAUCCGAUGAAGCGCCUUCUUUCUGUGUCCUGGACGCUUGGCACAAGCCGGAAUUAAAGCCCGAAGGCGCUGACGAUGGGUUUUCAUACGUCAAUGGACAUAAAUUCGAGUGCGUGCACACUGUUGAUACGGGCAAGUUCCACAGCGUGCUCGUUCUCGACAGCUCCGGGUCGAUGAGUGGACAGCCAUGGCAAGACUUGCUCUGCGCUUGCAACGAGUUUGGGAUCGGUCGUCUGGAGGACGGAGGAGAGAACGACUUGGUUACCUACAUUACGUUCGACCACGAAAGCCGCAUCAUUUGUGAAGGCGCUCGCUUGCCCGACGCCCUACGGAUGACUGUGCCAUUCUCUGGAUGGGGGACCAAGUUUGAGAAGGGCCUGCGAGCCGCCAACGAAGUUCUGUCGCGAAACAAUUUCCAGGAGUUUAAGGCCGCGCUGAUCUUCUUUUCGGACGGUUACCCCUGCGAUAUCGAGCUGGGUAUUGCUCUGGCUCAACACAUCCGCUCCACGUACGCCAGGUACGACUUGAAGGCGUUCGUCGUUGGGUUUGGCCGCGCGAAUUUGUCGGUGCUUCAGCGGAUGGCGGAUGAGAUGGGCGGAGAGUAUUGCCACGUACUGGAUGCAAAAGCGCUAAGGACGGAGUUCCAGCGCAUCGCUGCCGUUCUGUGCAACAAUGAGGCGAGCCUUGCGCUGGAAGUGUCGGGCACGAAAGCUUCGUGA